This is a messenger RNA of Limanda limanda (common dab), 1137 nucleotides long. It is a transcript of the gene ribc1, whose product is annotated as RIB43A domain with coiled-coils 1. The coding region runs from base 1 to 1137 and encodes 378 amino acids. The transcript has 7 exons. The record is from RefSeq and is a predicted model, not a curated record. NCBI's taxonomy places the organism in Eukaryota, Metazoa, Chordata, Actinopteri, Pleuronectiformes, Pleuronectidae.
AUGUACAACGUGGAUUUGCCUGUAGACCAGUCCACUGAGAAAGCAGUGGAAAGGCGAAGGUCUGCAGAGUCAGCACGAAAGGCCCGGAUUUUCAACACACACCUGCGUGUGAUGGGUCUCGACACCGAUGUUCUGAACCAACAAGUCCAGGAGAAAAAACAACAGCAAAAUAUAGAGAGACAAAGAGACAAAGCUUUUGAUAAGCUGAGAGAGUAUCACGAUGUCGCACUGCUGCAGCUGGACACUGACGACAGAGAGAAGCGAGCAGCUCUGCACACCGACCUGGUCCAGUACUGGGCCACUCAGCAGCGGGUGGAGGACUCAAGUGAUGCAGAUCUCAAGUGUGGCCUGCAGGGGGCAUUCAGGGUCCCCAUUCCAGAGCGUGAGCUGGGGCCUGCCAGUAUGCAAAUGUUUCAGGGAGAGGUUAUCGGAGAGGAGCAAGUGAGGAGAGAACAAAUGAAAGAGACAGAAAGAGAUCUACAAGCCCAGAGGGAGGACAAUGCGAGAAGGCACAUGGGAAACAAGCACAGAGAGAUGCUGGUGAGCAGAGAACUUGUGCAUCAGGACCUGAGGGGGGUUCAACAGGCAGCACUAGAGGAGGAGUGCAAGAAUGCCAUCCGCAUCGCAUACAACGACUACAACCGAGCUCUGGCUGCGGAGCAGGCAGAGAAACUGAUGGAGCAACACAGGAGAGAAGAAAGGGAGAAUCUUGCAGAGAUGAGGCACACACUGACGUCCGACAUGAUGACAGAGUGUGCCGAGGCAGCAGAGAGAAAGGUGGGAGGAGGGAAGCCACACCAGGUUCUGACUGACAGGUGGAGGGGGAUGAGCCCCGAGCAGCUCCGUGCCAUCCAGGAGGAGAGAGAGACACAGUGCCGUGAGAGACAGAGAAAGCGUGACGCUGAGAAGAUUCAUGACGCAGCGUGGGACCUUCUGCUCCUGAAGCAGUCCAGAGAGGCAGAGGAGGAGGAGGCGAGAGCGGCAGAGCUGAAGAGACAGACACGGAUUCAGAUGGAUCAGUACAACAUGCAGCUGGCCAGGGAGCAGCAGGCACAUCAGGAGUACCUGGACAAGAAGCUGUACACCAACAAACCCACCAGGGACUACUUUUAUCAAUUCAACACCAGCUCCCGCUGA